This is a messenger RNA of Monopterus albus (swamp eel), 2929 nucleotides long. RefSeq names its product Krueppel-like factor 15. The record is from RefSeq and is a predicted model, not a curated record. NCBI's taxonomy places the organism in Eukaryota, Metazoa, Chordata, Actinopteri, Synbranchiformes, Synbranchidae. Gene Ontology annotation, molecular function: RNA polymerase II cis-regulatory region sequence-specific DNA binding; DNA-binding transcription factor activity, RNA polymerase II-specific. The coding region runs from base 214 to 1890 and encodes 558 amino acids. The transcript has 3 exons. Gene Ontology annotation, biological process: regulation of transcription by RNA polymerase II.
ACUAUGCGAAGACCUUGCCGUGGAGUUAUAUUGCCAUUACGCACUAUUACGCACUGAUAGAUUCGUCAAGGAAAGCUCAGAGGAGCGGAUUUUUUGAUUCCUCGCAUAUACAGGAGGAAGAAAAAGUCUGACCUCAACAUUCAGCCGAUCUCGAUCAGAGCAGCUUGAUCUUCAGAGCAGAGCAGAGUUUAGCUGUCAUUCAUCCGCACAGGAAUGGUGGAUCACUUGCCACUUGGUGAGGAGACCUUCCUGUAUUAUACCGGCUCCCCAGAGUCUGAACAUAACUGUCUCUGUUGCCACACCAAUGGUGGCCUGUCACCGGGUAUUAUGGUAACUGAUGCAUGCAUCUACGAUCACCACCACCACCUCUACCGAGGGGUGAAGCUCUCCUCACCAUCUUGUCUUUCUGAGGAUGACCUCAGCGACUCCUCCAGCCCUCGUUCCUCCCUCUGCUCCAGCCCCGAGUCCUUGUCGCCAACGUCGCGCCACAUUCUUGGCUCCAGCUAUGAAAGCAGUAGCAGCAGGAACUAUAGCUCUUCUGGAGGAGAGGGUCAAGACAGUCUGCUGGACCUUGUCCUCCCACAGGCCUCCAUCACCACCUCAUUAAGCUCUAAUGCCAGCAGCAGCUCUCAGUCUUCUCCUCUAUCUUCAUCUUUAUCCUUAGCCUCCCCACCAACCUCUUCCUUCCCAUCUGCCCCUCUUUUACCCAUGGGCCUGGCCUGGGAGUCCAAGAGGGAACAACGGCUGAGUCUCCUCCAUCAGCAGGCCAAAGAGGACUGUUACGAAUUCCCCGUCCUCCUGGAUGAGCUGCAGGACCCUGCAGCACUCCUCUUUCAGCCCACCCUGGAGGAGAUUGAGGAAUUUCUAGAGGAAAACAUGGUGGUGGCAAUGGAGAAGGAAGAGGAAGGGAGCGAUGAAGCAAUGUCACCAACCUCAAAGUAUGCUGAGGCACAAAGUUCAAGGUCCUUAGCAGAAAAAUGUGCAUCACUAUCAGACAUCUCAGAUCAGACUGUGCCUGUGGCUCAUUCUCCACUGUCCCCCUGCUCAGAGACCAAACCUGCAUCAUGUGCAUCUGACAUGGACUGCUCACCAUCAACAGUGGAUUCUAGCUGUAUAACUAGUUCUGCUUCGACUAGUUAUGGAGCUGAUGGCAUUAAACUGGAGGACUGUGGGUCACCUUCAGCCUCAUCAGAAGGUACCAGUGUUUCCUCCAGUGUGCCGGUCAUCCUACACAUCCAGCCCAUACAGAUCAAACAAGAACCCAGCCCCAGUGCCAUAUCAGAUGCUGCCAUCCAGCAAAGUCAACCCCAGCAAACCCAAUCCCAAAUAACCCAGGCCACAUCAGACAUUAAAAUUGCGCAGCUCCUGGUCAAUAUCCAGGGGCAAACCUUUGCCUUGGUGCCUCAGCUGCUUUCCCCAGCAAACAUUAGUAGCUUGAGCAAAACCGGAACCACCACUUCUUCCAGAUUUGUCCGGAUUGCACCGGUGCCCAUUGCAGCUAAGCCGAUUGGGCUUGGCGAAUGUAGAGGUUCAACAGCAGGGAUUCUCACGGGAGGUCAGAGGUACCAGAAGAGUGCGGUAGCAGAUCUUAUUAAAAUGCACAAGUGCUCUUUUCCUGGCUGUAAUAAAAUGUACACCAAGAGUAGCCACCUUAAAGCCCAUCUAAGGAGGCACACGGGGGAAAAGCCCUUUGCCUGUACAUGGCCAGGCUGUGGAUGGAGGUUCUCCCGGUCAGAUGAGCUGUCCCGACAUCGUCGAUCCCACUCCGGAGUAAAACCAUACCAGUGCAUUGUGUGUGAGAAGAAGUUUGCCCGCAGUGAUCACCUGUCGAAACACCUCAAAGUCCACCGCUUUCCAAGAAGCAGCAGGAUGGGGCGCUCUGCAAACUGACCCCUCUGACUCACUCUGACAGACUGACGGUAGCAGAUAGAGGAGGAGGGCUGUGGGUGUGUGUGUGUGUGUGUGUGUGUGUGUGUGAGUGAGCGUGUGUGCAAGACAAAAGGCCGAGGGAAGGGGUGAAGGUCCAAACACCCUUUAAAUGAGUUUGCUCAGUACUCUUUAUGCUCUUGUAUGUGUUUAUGUUCAAAUAUGUACGUGAUGUGCAUUGACGGUACUGUGAUAAUUUAUUGGGUGGUGAGGAAAAGACAGAAAGUGGUUACUUGACAUAACACCGUCACAGGUGGAAUAAGCUUCUUGUAUAUUGCAAAGUUUAUUUGUUUCACUUUAGUUAAUCUAAUUUGAAGAAAGAUUUGCUAUUCAGACUAUUUUUACAUUUUAAGGUGCGUUAUUGAAAAUGCUCGAGUCAAAAGCCUUAUACCAAAACAGGUUGGCAUACUCAGGGGUCUGCUACUGUUUAGACCCCCCAGUUGUUUCUCUUCCCAGAGCCAAAUGUUUUGAAGUAUUAUUAGCAAAGACCCAUCACUUAAUGCUUGAAUUUAAUUUGUUGCCAGCAGUGAGAGCUUACUGGAAGAACUGGGAAGUACUGGAGCCUCUUGAUGGCAGAGUAAAUGAUGCAUCAACAUUCCUUUACUCUUGAAUCAGUCUCUUUGUUGCUUUUGAGUGUUGCUGCAGAAAAACACCUCAAACACAUGAAGAAGGUUCAGCUUGAUUUACCGCUCACCAAGAAAGACCGUGGCACUAUGUAAUAUGCCCUGGCCCACAUGAAACAUCUGGUUUCUUUCCUUAAUGAUUAUUUCAAGUAUUUUUUUGUAGUUGUAUUAUGGCCUCACUUGACUGCUUGUUCUAUAAUGCCUUUUGGGAUCAUUUGGUUAAAAGGCUUUAUCAGAAGAGUUAGCAUUUUUACAGCCAUCUUGGAGCAAAACAAAUUGGGGUGCAGUGAUUAUCUGCAAAAUGCUUGAAUCCGAAGUUGAAAACAAAUCAAAUCAAAUCAAAUUUUAUUUGUAUAGCGCCAAAUUACAACAAAAGUCAU